Chrysoperla carnea is the source of this 468-nucleotide messenger RNA. RefSeq lists its product as uncharacterized. Bases 1 to 468 code for a protein of 155 amino acids. The record is from RefSeq and is a predicted model, not a curated record. The transcript is spliced from 3 exons. NCBI's taxonomy places the organism in Eukaryota, Metazoa, Arthropoda, Insecta, Neuroptera, Chrysopidae.
AUGAAUGAACAAUUUUCGAAAACCAUUCUUUAUGGAGAUGCGAUUACAUCACGUGUUUUAAAACACAGAAUUAAUAAAUUAACAAGAAAUCUUUUACGAAAAUCGAAAAAAAAUCAGAUCCUUCAUAAACAAAAUGGAACUCUUGAAAUUUGGAAUCAGAAAACUUUUGGAAAUACAAAAUUAAAACAUAAAAAACCUAUUCCAUUAAUUAAAGAAGAUACUGUUAAUAUGCAAAUUUUAUCGGGAACUUCUUUACCAAAUUCAGUGUUUCGUAAGAAAAUAAAAGAAGAAAUUCCACCAACUCCCGCCCCAAACAACAUUUCCACAAUUGAUUUAUAUUAUGAGAAGAUGCAUACAAUUGAAGAGCUAAUGGCCAAGGCCGAUAAAAUUAUAGAGCAACACGAAGAGAUAAAAAGAAAAGAAAUAAUUCGGUUGAAUUUUGGUUCGAGUUCAUAUUCGAAAUUUUAA